Messenger RNA from Nicrophorus vespilloides, 2727 nucleotides. Its product is annotated as major facilitator superfamily domain-containing protein 1-like. The transcript has 12 exons. Bases 368 to 1909 code for a protein of 513 amino acids. Gene Ontology annotation, molecular function: transmembrane transporter activity. The record is from RefSeq and is a predicted model, not a curated record. Gene Ontology annotation, cellular component: lysosome. Lineage: Eukaryota; Metazoa; Arthropoda; Insecta; Coleoptera; Silphidae. Gene Ontology annotation, biological process: transmembrane transport.
UGUGUAAUAAGUGGUGGAAGCGCAGCUAAUUUGUGACGUAAAAUUAUAAGCAUAACAAUCACAAAGGAAUAAGUUCCUUGCAUGAUGAAACAUAUCAAAUCGCUCCGCGUAUGUUUGUGAAUUGAUAAGAUUUGUAGAUACAAAUUUUGUUUACAUUCAUGCUCAGUUAGGGGGCGUCGUGUUUUGUUUUGUUACACAGCUGACUUGAUGUCAUAGGGUGCCAGAAGAACAAAGAAAUCAGCAUAAGUUUGACUGUUGAUCACUGACUGUGAGGUGCACAACUUAAUUGGAAGUUUUGUGAAGGAGAAGAAGGAAAAGUUGUCUUUAAUCCAAAUUAUAUUGAAGUGUAUUAAUUGAAAUAAGAAGGAUGGAAGGUGGUGGUAAUAUCCAAGAGGCUAAUUCUACUGUAGAGAAUCAGGAUCAAGAUGAAGAGUCCCAAAAUCGUGGUUGUUAUUAUUCUUGUUAUGACCCUAGAGGAACUUGCCACAGAUUCAUUGCACUCUUUUUCAUGUGCUUCUUAGGAUUUGGUUCAUAUUUCUGUUAUGAUAACCCAGCAGCAUUGAAGUCUGAAUUUGAGAAAGAUUUAGGCUUAUCUGAUACAAAAUUUAAUUUACUAUAUUCUUUGUACUCAUGGCCAAAUGUUGUGUUAUGCUUUGUAGGUGGAUACCUUAUAGACAGGGUUUUUGGAAUAAGAUUAGGUACAAACAUUUUCAUGCUCAUUACAUUGAUGGGGCAACUUCUGUUUGCUGCUGGUGCAUUCUUUAAUACAUUUUGGAUAAUGGCUGCAGGACGAUUUCUAUUUGGUAUUGGAGGUGAAUCAUUGGCUGUUGCUCAAAAUAGCUAUGCUGUCCUUUGGUUUAAAGGAAAGGAACUGAACAUGGUUUUUGGACUUCAACUGAGCCUUGCCAGGAUUGGCAGCACAGUCAAUUUCUGGGUUGUUAAACCAAUUUACGACUUCGUUGACGAUUAUUAUCUUGGAUUUCAAUGUCUCGGAAUUGUUUUGUUCAUUUCUACAGGAACAUGCUUGAUUUCGAUGGUUUGCUCAAUGAUUUUGGGAUGUUUGGAUAAGAGAGCUGACAGAAUUUUAAGGAGAAAUGAACAUUCUACAGGCGAAGUAGUUAAACUUAGCGUUGUCACAGAAUUUCCAAUCACGUUUUGGUUAUUGAGUGUGGUUUGCGUCGCAUAUUAUGUAGCAAUUUUCCCAUUCAUUGCUAAUGGACAGGGAUUUUUCAAAGAAAAAUGGCCUGAGGUAGAUGCGAAUACAGUGAACAGCAUCAUCUACUUAAUAUCAGCUUUUGCGUCCCCGAUUUUAGGUUUCUUAGUAGACAAAACCGGGAGGAAUGUCCUUUACGUUUUCAUUUCCAUCCUGGCCACUAUUGCUUCACAUUCACUACUUACUUUUUCCACAUUGAAUCCUUAUAUCGGAAUGUCAUUUAUGGGAUUAUCGUAUUCGUUGCUAGCUAGUGGGCUGUGGCCAUUGGUAGCCUUGAUAAUUCCGGAGCAUCAAUUAGGCACUGCCUAUGGAAUAUGUCAAGCGGUACAAAAUUUGGGUUUAGCAGUUAUAUCGAUAUUAAUUGGAUACAUUGUCGACACUUACGGUUAUUGGUGGAUGGAAAUAUUCUUCUGUUCUUGUUUAACAGUCUCACUGUUAGCAAUUAUUGCCGUCUGGUUGGUGGAUUCUUCCAGAGGAGGUUUGUUAAAUAUGUCGCCAUCGAAACGGGAACAACAUCAGCAAGAAUUAUUGGCUGCCAGUAUAUUAGAGAGUGAGAAACUGUUGGCGGCGGGGGUUUCCAAUUCGAUGGAGGAAUCCAAUGAUUUUUUACAGACGAACUCUGAUUUUCAUAUACGCAACAGAUAUCUGUCCAGAAUUGGAGCGACGCUCCAUGACAAUCAAACAUAUACCUAUUAAUAUUGUGUGACGAGUUCCUUUCUUAUUAGUAUUAAAGGUAAACAAUGUUGUUUUCGUAAGUUUUUACGAACACACGAACGUCGGGCAUUCUAUGGGUACUUGAUAUUUGACAGAUCGCGAAAGUUAAACAACGCACGUCCAAGCACUAUCGGACAGGUGACUCAGUACUAUUUGCGUAACGCAACUGUAGUAUUAUAAUGUAUACACAUUUAUUCAUAUGGAGAUAUAAUCAUCGAAACUAGAAAUAUAUUUAAGGAAUCUAUAUUUACACUUUUUUUUAAGAAGCAAAUUGUUUUUUUUUAAUUUACGUAUUAAUUAUUUUAGUAUACAAAUGCUCAACAAUGAACAACUUGUUUAUUUUAUAUAUUGUAAUUGGUAAGAAAUGACAUAUAAGAAGUAUAAGUAAUAUUUUAUGCAAAUAAUUUUAUUCAUUGAAAACUAGGUGAGAACUGGUAUGCGAUUAAGUGCAAAAGUAUAUAAUUAUAUUUGCAUUUAAAUAUAAAUAAUGUGUGAUAUGUAAGGUGAUAUUUAAAGAUGUAUUUAACUUUAGUUGCACUGUGCAUAUUUAGAGUUUAUAUAGUUUAAUUAUAACAAAUCGUUCUCACUGAUGAUGCAAAUCUUGCAUAUACAAUAUAAUACAACUAGAACUUAAUUUGACUAUUAUUUAAGACUUAUAGUAUAUUUUUAAAUGAUUUAAAUUAGUCUCAAAAGAAAAAUUAACUAUUUUUCUAAACCACCAUUUACUCUAUUAUCGAAUGUACUUGUAAAUUCGUGUUAUUUUAGUGGAAUUAUUAUUAACUGAUUAUUACAUUUAUAUC